AUGGAUCUCGUGCUGAACGUUGCCGACCACUAUGUCCUCACCCCCUACGUGUACCCAUUGUCAUGGCCCGAGGACACAGCACUGCGCCAGAUCAUCAGCCUGUUGGUAGUCACCAACCUGGGGAUCGCGGUCCUCUACCUGGGCCUUGGCUGGCUGAGCUACCAAUUCAUCUUUGACCACAACCUCAUGAAACAUCCACAGUUUCUAAAGAACCAGGUGUGGCUGGAGAUCAGACAUGCCAUGACCUCGCUACCCAUUAUUAGUAUCCCCACCGUGGCGUUAUUUUUCAUUGAGGUCAAAGGAUACAGUAAGCUCUAUGACAACGUUGAGGAAUCUCCCAUGGACUGGCCCUUUGUGCUUUUCAGCAUUAUUUCCUUUGUGUUAUUCACGGAUGGGUGCAUCUAUUGGAUUCAUCGGUUUCUUCACCACAGAUGUAUUUACAAGCACUUCCACAAGAAGCAUCAUGUGCUGAAGAUCCCCACGCCGUUCGCCAGCCACGCCUUCCACCCGCUGGACGGCUUCCUGUCGAGCCUGCCCUACCAUGUCUACCCCUUCCUCUUCCCCCUGCACAAGGUGCUCUACCUGGCCCUCUACAUCUUUGUCAACAUCUGGACCGUGUCCAUCCACGACGGUGCCUAUCGCAUGCCUGGUCCACUGCAGGAGGUGGUCAACGGGGCGGCCCACCACACGGACCACCACCUCUGCUUCAACGUCAACUACGGCCAGUACUUCACCUUGUGGGACCGCAUUGGUGGGUCUUACAAAAACCCCUCGGUUCUCGAAGGGAAGGGCCCCCUCGACUGCAUUAGUAGACUGACGGCCGAGGGGAAGAUUAGCUCUAAUGGGGCUAAUGCCAAUGGCCACACGAAUGGGCAUGAUAAUGGCAGUGGUACAAAGAGCAAGGAGGAGUAGCUGGUAGCAGCUAACCAAACUAUUCUUUCAGAGAACCACCCAGGCCAUCAAGACCCAUGCCACACUCAAAUGUGUUUUUGAUAGCCAAUGGGUUCUCAAGCAAACCUUUCACCGCCAUAUCUGAGGAGAAGCGGUCUCCCUGCCGCAUCCAAGCAGUAAAGUAGCCAGCUGGAUAACCUUGGCGUCGCAGGACUUUGCAGAAAUUCAGCCAGCUGCGAUUGACUCAUAGAUAGCAAGCUAAACAUCAUGCUAUAUGUAAUAUGAAAAAUAUGUAACUAACAAAUUAGAUAGGGGUAGAAUUACAGGUUUUCAGAUAUAAAAAUGAUAGUCCUGCUGAUGGACUAGUUAGCUACAAUGUAAUGGUGUUGUCUAGUAGCUAGCUACACAUGACAUUGUCCUCUCGGUUGUCCUCCACUUUGUCUGUAUAUGCAUUGCGUCCUGCUAUCAUACUGGAUGUCCCAAAAGACAAUGAUGUACAUAUGCUUAAUCUUGGUUAACCCCGAAUGAAAGUCUCAAGUAAUUGGUCAGCUGCUCGAUUAAGUUCUGGGUCCAUAUGUGUUAACAGAAGGGAUUAAGAGAGCUCCACCCUUACGGGCCAAAUGCCCCCUCCCCUUCCGAAAUUCAACAGAUGCUAACACAGGAGAAACCAUGAUUUGUCCAAAUAAUCAGUGAUGAAAAACCCAAACAACGAAACUACUGCUGCUCGUUAUCCCACGCAUCCAAUUCCUUCCCGACAGAUUUGAUGGUACAAGUUAAUGUUUACGUAGAGAGAUGAAUCUAUGUUAAAUUAAGCUGAAUUGUUGUUGAUUGAUAGGACUCUCGAGAUGUCGCUGUUAUUACUACAAACUUUCUGGUAUGGGAGUGCUGUCGGAGUUAUUGGAAGUACGGAGUUCCAAAUGGAUAGUUUCUCUUGAACGGCCCUCUAAAUCAUAAUUACAAGUGGGAAACUCUGAGAAAUUGUGUUACCUCAGUUGCCAAGUUGUGACAUUUAACCACGGACCAUUCCCAUUUUCAACCCCAAAAAAUGACAACAAAUCAGUUUGACAAUUACAAACUUAUUGUGGCUUCUUACAUUCCCCAGCAAGAAAACCAAAUGUCACUCAAACAGAAGGGGGAACUAACAAAGAUUCACUGACAACAACCGACACA
Molecule: messenger RNA, 2061 nt
Organism: Oncorhynchus tshawytscha (Chinook salmon)
Lineage: Eukaryota; Metazoa; Chordata; Actinopteri; Salmoniformes; Salmonidae
Product: lathosterol oxidase-like
Exons: 4
Coding region: 1-912 (303 amino acids)
Molecular function (GO): oxidoreductase activity; iron ion binding
Source: RefSeq, a predicted model, not a curated record